GAGAUAAGUAAUUUUUUCUCACUACAUUCUAAACACUGUAACUACAAUAAAUGUUAUGGAGAGUGCCGGUCUCAACAGAAAUGCUCUCAACACAAAAAAAGACUUUUCUACAAAAAUCGGUCCGAAAUCGGUCCCGAGCAGUGCCGUCUUCAGAACAUCUCGGUGAAUCGACGGAGCCAACGAGGCAGCCAACGAGGCAACACAGGAUCCAUCAUACACUUGUGUUACGAAGGUUCUGAAACUCCGAGUAGUAAGGCCGUGUCUUUGAGUUGCUGCAGCUCUGCUGUGAUGGACUGGAUUGUGUGCAUGACAUCGGGGAUGGAGACUUUCAACCUUGUGUGGCGUGAGGGUUAAGCUGAUUUGUCGGUAUUUUUGUAAAAGUUACGGAAUUGAUUCCCAGAAUGAUAUUUAUGCCACCCGUUGAUAGCAAUGCAUUGAUUCCGCGUUGUCCCUACUAUCUGCGAUGUCCCUUCUCAACGAAAUUGUCUAUUUCGGAUUUCGGUGGAACUUAAUUUAGAUAGUUCUAAAAUAAUUCCGACACAAAUGGCUUAACCCUCACGCCACACAAGGUCGGCUCCUUCAACGGGUUCAGUGUUGCAUGUCGAAAUCCUCCAUUCCUGAUGUCGUUGGAUCCAUAAGUGUUGAUCGCAGUAGCCUAUAUGAGCUUGGAGGCGGUGCUGUUGUUGAUUUCUUUCAGAAUGAGGGUGGAGGGUGUUGUUGACUCCGUCUUGAAAUUGUGUUCGAAGGCCUCUGGACUGUGCAAAACAGCCGAUCAAUUGGUCUUAACAACGCCAUGUACGAAUGAGAAAGACAUCAAUUUUAAGCUCACUGGUGCAGAAAGCGUUGAAGACAACUUUGAGGGUGUUACUGUCUGGUGGUCACGGUCCGCGUCUUCUGAAAACGCAACCCGCGGAACGAAGCGUGGAAGAGGAACUUUCUUAAGAAGAGGGGGACGAAAUGGCAAUGAAUCGCUGCGUUUUUUGGACCCAUCGGGCCAUACAGAUGCAAGAGGGUCAUCAGACACGAUGAAGUUCGAUUUGAAGAUGCGUAAGAAGGACAAACAGUUUGUGUCGACGGAUUAUCUAGACCAUGUCCUGUCAGUGGCCGCGGAUUUCAAGCACCAGCAACGGGACAUCAACCUGUUUGGUAUACAGUGCGGCAGGUGGAAGGGCCAAUCGUUCAAGCAUCCUUCCACUUUCGAUACCCUCGCCAUGAAGCCAGAGCUGAAGGCUGAAGUGAAAGCGGACCUGGACGCAUUUCAAAACAGUGAGAAGUAUUUUCGCCGGGUUGGACGGCCCUGGAAACGCGGCUAUCUCUUGUAUGGACCUCCUGGCACUGGAAAGUCAAGCAUGAUUGCCGCUAUAGCCAAUUACCUGAAAUACGACGUGUAUGAUUUAGAGCUUACCGAGGUUCAGAGUAAUGACGCCCUGAAGCGGCUGCUCCGGGACACUAAGAGCAGGUCUAUUAUUGUCAUUGAGGAUAUUGAUUGCUCGCUCGACCUUGCAGGAAAGCGCGACACAGAACCUAAUUCUAGUCGAUCGGAGGGUGUAAGGUGGCGCAUGAGAGGGGGCAGAAGCGGGGGCAGAAGCGGGGGCAGAGGCAGGGGCAGAGGCAGCGGUUCGGGGCCUAGAAACGUAACUCUAUCUGGUCUCCUUAACUCCACAGAUGGAUUGUGGUCUUGCUGCACUGACGAGCGUAUCAUCAUGUUUACUACCAACUACGUCGAGAAGCUCGACCAGGCCUUGAUCCGCCCCGGUCGAAUGGACAUGCACAUUCACAUGUCCUACUGCAACUUUGAAUCUAUAAAAUCACUUGCAUACACGUACUUGUCCAUCGAGAGCCAUCCUUUCUACGACACCAUAAGAAAUCUACUAAACGAAGGUAUCCUCAUCACUCCAGCUCAAGUGACGGAGCAUUUGUAUGCAAAUCGAAGUGAUCCGACUGCUGCAAUGCAGUCUAUCACAGCGGAGCUGGAGCAACUCAACGACACGGCCUUACGACCCGGAGUCUCAGAACCUUCGUGACACAAGUGUAUGAUGGAUCCUGUGUUGCCUUGUCUGCCUCGUUGGCUCCGUGAUCCAAGAUCAUCUAGUUGCAAAAAUUAUCAAUAAAAUGAUUUUUUGUUAUUUAUGAUU
Messenger RNA from Physcomitrium patens, 2135 nucleotides. The record is from RefSeq and is a predicted model, not a curated record. Lineage: Eukaryota; Viridiplantae; Streptophyta; Bryopsida; Funariales; Funariaceae.